Molecule: messenger RNA, 1615 nt
Organism: Danaus plexippus (monarch butterfly)
Lineage: Eukaryota; Metazoa; Arthropoda; Insecta; Lepidoptera; Nymphalidae
Gene: dib
Product: cytochrome P450 302a1, mitochondrial
Exons: 8
Coding region: 55-1593 (512 amino acids)
Molecular function (GO): oxidoreductase activity, acting on paired donors, with incorporation or reduction of molecular oxygen; heme binding; iron ion binding
Source: RefSeq, a predicted model, not a curated record
AAUGUGUUACGCUUUGCAAGAUAAACACUAUUGUCUCAUUUAACCUUUUAUAAAAUGAUUACAGCAACAGCGAUAUUUAAGUUUAAACGCGUAAAGACAUUGUGGUCUUUUAAUAAAUAUUUUUCAGUUAAUCAUUUUAAACAUCAAUUUCAAACUGACCACAAAAACGUUAAAGAUUUUUAUGAUAUUCCUGGACCCAAAAGUUAUCCUGUUGUGGGGACUUUGUAUAAAUAUUUUCCAUUCUUUGGUGACUACGAUGCGGAAGAAUUACACCAUUGUGCAUGGGUUAAUUGGUGUAAGUAUGGAGAUAUAGUUCGAGAAGUUCCUGGUAUUAAUUUGGUACAUGUAUACGAUCCUGAGGUUAUUGAAGAUGUAUUUCGACAAAAGGAAAAAUACCCAGCAAGGAGGAGCCACAUAGCUAUGCUCCAUUAUCGUUUAAGCAAACCAAAUGUUUAUAACACAGGCGGUCUUCUCUCAACGAAUGGCCCCGAUUGGUGGAGAAUUCGAAGCGCAUUCCAAAAAAACUUUUCGAGUCCUCAAAACGCAAAACAAUAUGUUGAUAUCACUGAUAAUAUUGCUUAUAAUUUAGUACAAAUAAUAAAAACUAACAAAAUUACACACAAUGAAGAUUUUUUAGAUUAUUUAAAUCGAUUUUUCUUAGACGUUAUAGGAGCAAUUGCCUUUGACAAAAACUUUGAUAGUUUCUCCGAAAGUGAGCAACAUCCAGAUUCUUGCAGUAGUAAAAUUAUAAAAGCAGCUUUUGGUUCCAAUAGCGGCAUCAUGAAACUUGACAAAGGCAUUUUGUGGAGGUUCUGUAAAACUCCUCUGUACAGACAACUUGAAAAAUCUCAGGAAUAUUUAGAAAAAAUAUCCACAGAGAUACUUUUAAAUAAAAUACAGUUUUACAAAAAAGACGAUAGCACAGAUCGUUCCCUUCUAGCUUCUUUUGUUAAAUUGUCUAAUAUAGAUUUAAAAGAUAUCGUUGGUGUUAUGGUUGACAUUUUAAUGGCGGCAAUAGAUACGACUUCAUAUACAACAAGCUUUGCUUUAUAUCAUUUGGCACAGAAUAAAACCUGUCAAGAAAAGUUAUACAACGAAGUAUUAACCUUACUGCCUUCAACUGAUUCAAAAAUAACUGCCGAUGUAUUAGCUAAAGCUGUUUAUUUACGGAGUUGUGUUAAGGAAAGUUUACGGUUAAACCCUGUAUCAAUAGGAGUUGGUCGAGUGUUACAAAAUGAUGUAAUUUUAAAAGGAUAUUUGGUACCAAAGGGGACGGUAAUAGUAACACAAAACAUGAUAGCGUCUCGUCUGCCGCAAUAUUUAAAGGAUCCUUCUGAAUUUAAACCCGAGCGCUGGAUUCGCAAUUCGCCGGAAUACGAACACAUUCAUCCAUUCCUGAGUCUUCCAUUUGGCUUCGGAUCCCGAGCGUGCAUCGCGAGACAUUUGGCCGAACAAAAUAUAUCCAUUACAUUAAUGAGAUUAAUUAAGGAAUUUCAUAUCAAAUGGAUGGGAGGAAAACUUGGAGUGAAAACAUAUUUAAUCAAUAAACCUGACCAACCUAUAUCAUUGCAAUUUACUACAAGGUCAUCGUAAUAAUUUUUUAUCCUAAUUAAAU